Messenger RNA from Odocoileus virginianus texanus, 2225 nucleotides. RefSeq names its product transcription factor CP2 like 1 (gene TFCP2L1). Gene Ontology annotation, cellular component: nucleus. Lineage: Eukaryota; Metazoa; Chordata; Mammalia; Artiodactyla; Cervidae. The record is from RefSeq and is a predicted model, not a curated record. Gene Ontology annotation, biological process: regulation of transcription by RNA polymerase II. Gene Ontology annotation, molecular function: DNA-binding transcription activator activity, RNA polymerase II-specific; RNA polymerase II cis-regulatory region sequence-specific DNA binding.
AUGCUGUUCUGGCACACGCAGCCCGAGCACUACAACCAGCACAAUCCCGGCAGCUACCUGCGCGACGUCCUCGCUCUGCCGAUCUUCAAGCAGGAGGAGCCGCAGCUGUCCCCCGAGAACGAGGCCCGCCUGCCGCCCCUGCAGUAUGUGCUGUGCGCUGCCACGUCCCCGGCUGUGAAGCUGCAUGAGGAGACCUUGACCUACCUCAACCAAGGUCAGUCUUAUGAAAUCCGACUGCUGGAAAACAGGAAACUGGGAGAUUUUCAGGAUCUGAACACAAAAUAUGUGAAGAGCAUCAUCCGCGUGCUGUUUCACGACCGCCGCCUGCAGUACACGGAGCACCAGCAGCUGGAGGGCUGGCGGUGGAGCCGGCCCGGGGACCGGAUCCUGGACAUCGAUAUUCCACUGUCUGUUGGUAUCUUGGACCCCAGGGCCAGCCCGACCCAGCUGAAUGCAGUCGAGUUUUUGUGGGAUCCUUCAAAGAGAGCGUCUGCGUUCAUUCAGGUGCACUGCAUCAGCACCGAGUUCACCCCGAGGAAGCACGGGGGCGAGAAGGGGGUGCCCUUCCGGGUGCAGAUCGACACCUUCAAGCAGAGCGAAAAUGGGGAGUACACGGAGCACCUGCACUCAGCCAGCUGCCAGAUCAAGGUGUUCAAGCCGAAGGGAGCUGACCGGAAGCAGAAGACGGACCGGGAGAAGAUGGAGAAGAGAACAGCCCAAGAGAAGGAGAAGUACCAGCCAUCCUAUGAGACCACCAUCCUCUCAGAGUGCUCCCCGUGGCCUGACGUGGUUUACCAGGUGAACAGUGCCUCAUCCCCAAGCUACAACGGCUCACCAAACAGCUUUGGCCUCGGCGAAGGCAACAGCUCCCCGACCCACCCGGUGGAGGCCCUGCCCGUGGGCAGCGAUCACCUGCUCCCCUCGGCCUCCACGCAGGACGCCCAGCAGUGGCUCCACCGCAACAGGUUCUCCCAGUUCUGCCGGCUCUUCGCCAGCUUCUCGGGCGCUGACCUGCUCAAGAUGUCCCGAGACGACUUGGUCCAGAUCUGUGGCCCUGCAGAUGGGAUCCGGCUCUUCAAUGCCAUCAAAGGCAGGAACGUGAGGCCGAAGAUGACCAUUUACGUCUGCCAGGAGCUGGAGCAGAGCCGCGUGCCCCUGCAGCAGAAGCGGGACGGCGGUGGGGACCCCAACCUGUGUGUGUACCACGCCAUCUUCCUGGAGGAGCUGACCACCUUGGAGCUGAUCGAGAAGAUCGCCAACCUCUACAGCAUCUCGCCGCAGCACAUCCACCGGGUGUACCGCCAGGGCCCCACGGGCAUCCAUGUGCUGGUCAGCAACGAGAUGGUGCAGAAUUUCCAAGAUGAAUCCUGUUUCAUCCUCAGUACCUUAAAAGCCGAGAGCAAUGACGGCUACCAUGUCAUCCUGAAAUGCGGCCUCUGAGCAGAUGCAGAGUGGGCAGCUGCCUCCCACCACCAGCCCCACGGACCCCCUUGGAUGUAGAUAUCACACCCCUGGAAGCUGUGGCAAGGAGGGACCUGGCCCGGCCCGUGAAAGCCACAGACCUGGGGACGCUGCGGGUCUGGAGGGCAGAAAGCCAGCAGCUCCUCUCUCCCCACCUCAGCCCCCGGCUUUGGGACAGUUCCCUGUUCCUUUUCUUGGUCCUUCCAUCUGAAAAGGCCAACGGGAGCCAUCUGCGCUGAAACCUCUUGGUCCCCUGGCUGGAGUCUGGUCCACCAGGUACCCGGGUGCCACUGUGCGGGUUCCUUCCGCCCGUUCUCCUGCCUCCAGAGAAGGCUCUGCCUCUCUCGCAGGCCUUCCCCUCUUCUCUGCUGACUGGCUGGGUCCCUGGGCAGCUGACUACCUGGGGGUGGUUCGAGACGGUCCUGUCUCCAUGUGGGUUUCCCGUCUUGGUGAUCCUGGUGAGCGUCUGUCCUUCCUGUUCCUGGAUGGCUUGAUGGGUGUUGGGUUGACUCUGCCUUCUGGUUCUUUUCACAUUGACCUUGAUUCUAAGUGUCUGCUGCUGCUCACAGCCCAGAGGGGCCUUGCGUUUCUCCAUUGCUGGGGUAUACACUCCGGAGCCACCCACAGCUGGUUCUAAGCCCUUGGGGAGGAGAGGAUGGGGCUGAGAAGACUAUUUUUAGGCACAUUUUCCAGUCCUCUUGCCUGGAAAAUCCCAUGGACAGAGGAGCCUGGUAGGCUGCAGUCCAUGGGGUCGAAAAGAGUCA